Molecule: messenger RNA, 2356 nt
Organism: Alligator sinensis (Chinese alligator)
Lineage: Eukaryota; Metazoa; Chordata; Crocodylia; Alligatoridae
Product: S phase cyclin A-associated protein in the endoplasmic reticulum-like
Exons: 13
Source: RefSeq, a predicted model, not a curated record
GAAAAGAAAAAGGGGGCUUGGGAACACCUGUCAUUGAAGAAGUACAUUGUUGAUAUUGUGGUUGAAAACUCUGUUCCAGCAGAACCUGUAAAAGAUGGAGAGGAAAAGCAAAAAACUAAAAAGAAAGCCAAGAAGCUAAAAGCACGGAUGAACUCCAGGGCUAAGGAAUAUGAAAGUUUAAUGGAAGCAAAGAAUCCCACCUCUGACUCGCCAUACAAAGCGAAGCUGCAGCGAUUAUCAAAAGAUCUUCUAAAGCAGCUUCAAGUACAAGAUAGCAGCUCAUUGGCAAACAACAAGGUUUCUGCUCUAGACAGGACUUUGGGAGAGAUCUCUCGUAUUCUGGAAAAAGAGAACAUGGCAGAUCAGAUCUCAUUUCGGGUCGCAGGAGGACUGACAGCUCUUGAACACAUUCUUCAGAUAGUGAUGUCUUCUACAAAUCUGAAUGCAGUUUCACGGAUUCCUGUUAAGUCACUCUGCAAUACAGUACAUGCUUACAACCUGACCUGCAGUAAUUGUAUAGAAAACUGCACCUAUAUUCUUUUUAGUAACAAGAUAACUUUUUUAAUGGACCUGUUGAUGUAUCAGUUAAUGGUUUAUGUUCCAGAUGAGUUUAAUGCCAUAUUAGGAAGAAGUGCAAAUAAGCAAGUAUUUGAAGGUUUGACAACAGGACUUCUCAGGAUCACUGCUGUAGUUUUUGAAUGCCUGAUCUCUACUCUACCAGAUGGGAACAACCAGUCUGCCUUACCAAAAAUAAUACAGGAUGUGAAAAACAAACCUUCACAAGUUGAGGCUUUUAACAGCAGGAUCCAGGACCUGAUCAGUUAUGUGGUGAAUAUAGGAUUGAUAGACAAAUUACGCUGCUGUUUCCUCUCAGUCCAAGGCCCUAUUGACGAGAAUCCCAAAAUAGCUACUUUUCUGCAAAAUGCUACAGCAGUUUUACAUGGAAUGUGUCGACUGUGCUUUGCUGUUAAUGGAAGGUCUUGGAACAUAUUUGACAAUACACGUCAGGAUCCCACAGGGCUAACUGCAGUUCUUCAGGCUACAGAUCUGGUUGGAGUCUUGCAUAUGCUAUACUGUAUUCUUUUCCACGGAACAAUUUCAGACUCAAAUACAGCAAGUCCUAAAGAGAGUUAUGCAGAGAACACAAUCCAGGUUGCUAUUCAGAGUUUACGCUUCUUCAAUAGCUUUGCAGUUCUUGAUCUGCCAGCCUUUCAGUCUGUUGUAGGUGCCGAGGGACUUUCCCUUGCAUUCCGCCAUAUUAUCAGCUCUUUGCUGUCAUACUGUUCCCAGCACACCUGUGAAGGAUUGCUCCAUGAAGUCAUUGUUUGUGUUGGAUAUUUUACUGUAAACCACACAGAUAAUCAGGUAAUUGUACAAUCUGGUCGUCACCCCACAGUGCUGCAAAAGCUAUGCCAGUUGCCUUUCCAGUAUUUCAGUGAUCCUCGCCUAAUCAAAGUGCUCUUCCCUUCACUAAUAGCUGCUUGUUACAAUAACCUGCAGAACAAGAUCAUUCUGGAGCAGGAGAUGAGUUGUGUUUUACUUGCCACAUUUAUUCAGGACUUUGCACAGAGUUCAAGCCAAAUGGAUAACCAGUCUUCUCAACCACGGGAAAAAUUCUUCAGUUCCCACGACUAUCUUGAGCUGUCUAACAGAUUCCCUCGCCAGGCCUGGGAAGAAGCGUGGCAGUUCUUCUUGAAAAAAUAAGUGUGGUUUUGUUUUCAUUUUCAAAAAAUCUUACAUUUUAAUGUUAAGCAGUUUGUUAAGUACAUUCUUUAAGAAUCUGUUCUGGAAACAUUUCGGUAUUCUAAAUACUUAUGGUGUAGAUAUAUAUAUAAUUUGCACUAUUUAUAUCAUAAGUACAUUACUUUAAAAUGUUGUCUUGUAAUUUUGAAAAAUUUGAGUUUAUUUCAUUUCCAUACUAUGCCCUAAUUUCUGUGAUGUGGUUACUUCUUGCACUGCAAAACUGAUGAAAUUAGGUUCCAGGUAUAGAAAAUACUAUGUUCUAUAUAUCUUGUAAUAAAAUAACUUAUUCUGUCUUCAGUGUGACUUUAUGUUACAAAUGUUGGUAUGGUCAAAUUUCCAUAAACAACACAAACUCAUAUAUAGAAAAAUAAGUCUUGUUGAGAUAUCCUUUGAAUUAAUCAAAAUUCUGAAGAGUUUAACCUGAUUUAACUUGGUUUAAAGUUUGUUCCUCUUUUAGAACAAGGUCAUUUGUAAUAAACUUUUUAAACCACGCACAUUUUUAAAGUUUCAGUAAGACUUCCAUAAUUGUUUAAAAAAAAGUGUGUUUCAUCUUGUUACUGUUAAUAUGGUGAGUUUUCAUGAAGCUUAUAUCAAGUAAUAUUAAAAUAUAUAA